Molecule: messenger RNA, 1734 nt
Organism: Microbotryum saponariae
Lineage: Eukaryota; Fungi; Basidiomycota; Microbotryomycetes; Microbotryales; Microbotryaceae
Source: the annotation of a GenBank genome assembly
AUGGCCUCGCUCACGCUCACUCACAGCACUUGUGCCGGUAGGGCAGCCGCUCUCCUCGCCGCUGUCUACGGCCAAUACGUUCCCGACUUGACCAUCACCCACCGUCACCACGACAAGGUGAGCUUGUCAGAUCGAGCACCCGAGCUCGGCGAACGGAGCUGAUCAUUGGGCUUCCUUCGGCCCCUGUCUCUCUCUCGUUCUCAGCUCGAAUUCAAAUCCGCUUCAUCGCAAACGUACACCCAGCUCGUCGAGAUCGCGAAAGCUCUCCUGGAAGCCGCAGGCAAGACGAACGAGGCUCUCGGAGGCGCCUCGGACCAAGUGCAGCAGAGCGUAUUGCACUACCUCGACCUCGUCGACGAGAACAAAUUCGACGGAGAAAAGGGGGCCGAGGUCAGUAACCUACGAGAGUCUCAAAGGUGGGGAGUGCAUCAGCCAAACUGACGAGAUCGUUCUUCGCGAACAGGCCGCCGAUGCCGAAUUGACGACCAGGACCUUCCUCGUCGGCGAGUCCGUCUCGGCUGCCGAUCUCGGUCUCUUUGCGGCCGUUCAUCCGACCGUCGUACGUGUACCGAACCCGUUUCCAGAGGGUGCUUUGCACUCCCUGACGCUUCACCUUACCGCUCCUAACCCUAACUCUUUCCCCACCAGGCCUCGGCAACGCACAACCAACACCUCUCGCACCCUUCCCUAUCCCGUCACUUCAACCACAUCCAAAACCUCCGCCUCGUCGCACCCCACCUCUCGACCGUAUUCACCUCCUCCUCCCCCGAACCGGUCAAGAUCGACGUCGAGAACGUGCCCGUCGUCGAGAUCAAGCAACAAGCCAAAGUAAAAAAAACUCCUGCCGCCGCCGCUGCCGCCGCUGCUGCUGCUGCGGAGGCACCCCAGGAAGCGGGCAAACAGGAAAAGGCCGACAAGGCGCAGGUCGUAGAAGAGGUCAAGAAAAAAGUCGAAACCGUCGCCCCUAUCGCCGUAGCUGAGGGAACGACGUCGUCGGCGGCGAAACCGAAAAAGGAGAAAGUGGAAAAGGUCAAGAAACCUACCCCUGCGGUACCGGUCACGGAAGCGCCUGCACCUUGGAUGAUUGAUUUGAGGGUCGGCAAGAUCGUCGAGGUCGCGGUGCACCCUGAUGCGGACUCGUUGUAUGUCGAAAAGAUCGAUGUCGGCGAGGAGGAACCGAGGACGGUCGUUUCGGGUUUGGUCAAGUACAUGACCUUGGAGCAGAGUGAGUGCACGGAAGAGUGGAGAGUAGUGGACGACGUUGCUGAUUUUAGGAUGGAUUGCGGGAUCACAGUGCGAGGAGCUACGUUGAUCACGGUGUGCAACCUCAAGCCGGCCAACAUGCGCGGCGUCAAGUCGUUCGCGAUGGUGCUCUGCGUAAGGACCUCGCCACAUAUUCUUGACCGUCAAAAACUUGAAAGCAAACUGGAUCCGAUUACUUUCCUCUCACAGGCCACGGCAACCGAAGGCAAGGAAGCCGGAAUCGAAUUCCUUUCCCCUCCCGAGGGAUCCGUCCCCGGUGAUCGGGUUUAUUUCGAAGGCUUCGAGGACCAACAGGCGUUGGAGAUCCUUAACCCCAAGAAGAAGAUCUUUGAGACCGUUCAACCGGGCUUCACGACGCUGGAGAACCGGGAGGGUGCCUGGGUCGACAAGGAGAGUGGGAAGGCGUACAAGAUUGUGACCAAGAGGGGGGAGUGUAGGACUCGGAGUUUGGUCGGGGCCAGUUUGAGUUAG